This is a messenger RNA of Strongyloides ratti, 1905 nucleotides long. Its product is annotated as Sodium/potassium/calcium exchanger 6, mitochondrial. Bases 1 to 1905 code for a protein of 634 amino acids. Gene Ontology annotation, biological process: monoatomic cation transport; intracellular calcium ion homeostasis; transmembrane transport. Lineage: Eukaryota; Metazoa; Nematoda; Chromadorea; Rhabditida; Strongyloididae. Gene Ontology annotation, molecular function: calcium:sodium antiporter activity. Gene Ontology annotation, cellular component: membrane. The transcript is spliced from 3 exons. The record is from RefSeq and is a predicted model, not a curated record.
AUGAAUUUGACUGAUGUCAGUGAAUGUACCCCAUCACAUAAUUUAAAUAUAACUGAAUUAUGUAAUUAUAUAUCUAGUCAUACUGAUGUUUGUGAAGGUGGUGGUUUUGUAUUAUGGUCAACGUGGACAUUAUGUCAAGAAACGAUAUUAAAAAAAUAUUUUGUCUUUGCUUUUAGUAUAUUAUGUUUGGGAUAUUUUAUAUUAGUUCUCCUAACAACAGCAGAUGAUUAUUUUUCUGUUAAUAUAGCACAAAUUGUUGAACAUUUUAAAAUUAGCCAAAAUAUAGCUGGAGUUACUUUUAUGGCAUUUGGUAAUGGUGCACCAGACAUUUUUAAUUCACUUGCUUCUAUAUUAUCUUCAAAAAAUCCUAAAGCAGGACUAGCAUUAGGUGAACUUUUAGGUGCAAUUAUAUUUUUAAGUACUAUUGUAGCAGGAUCAAUUGGUAUGAUAAAAAAUUUUACCGUUAUGAGAAGGCCAUUCAUACGAGAUAUCUUAUUUUUUUAUCCACCAUUUGUGCUUCUAUUAAUUUCUUUUAUUACUACUAAUUCUGUUCAUAUUUGGUUACCAAUAACAUUCUUAGUUAUUUAUAUUAUUUAUGCAAUUAUUGUUAUACUAUCACAAUAUAUUAGAAAAGGAAUGAUAAAGGCAAUUGACGAUGUAAGAUCAACAAAACAACAAAUAAAUAUUAGUGUAAUAACAACAGAAGAUGAGGUAAAUGAUAUUACAUCAACUUCUGAGGUACAGGGACCAGUGAUAACUGUUACCUCACUUGAAGAACCAAUUCCACGUUCUCGUCCUGAAUCAUUUUCAAAUUAUUAUACUACUCCAUCAAAUAAUUUAAAAACACCAAUUUUAACAAGACACAAUUCAUUAAAUUCAUUAAAAGAACGUGCCAAAAGUUUUAUAAUAGAUCAUUCCUCUUUAUUUGUACCAAAUAAUGAGGAAGAGGAAGAAGAAGAAAUGGUAUAUGUAUCAAGAACAAGAAAAUCAAUUUUUGUUCAUGAUGCAAGAAGUAGAGCAGAAUCUGAAUUGACAAAUAAUAAUGCUAAACUGGAAAAGAAAAAAAGAAUGUUAAAGUUAAAUAUAAUUCAAAAAAUUUGGGCUGAUAUUAAUCCCUGGGAUCAAGAGAUGUUUGAUGAAGAAAAUAUUUCUGGAAAAAUAUUUUUUAUACUUAAAUUACCUAUAUUUUUAGCUUUAAAUAUUUCAUGUCCUCUUGGUGAUAGAGAAUGGAAUAAAUGGUUAACAUUAGUUCAUAUAUUUAUAUGUCCUAUUAUUUUAUUUACAGCAUUUCAAGUUUCAUUAAUUGUACCAAAUUAUGGUGGACCAAGUAUAGGUAUUUAUGUUAUAAUUGCAUCAUUAAUCUUAGCAAUUAUUACACAUUUUUUUACAAAAGAAGAUGAAGAACCACGUUUUUAUAAAAUUAUAGCAAUUUUUACUGGUUUUUUAAUAGCAAUAAGUUAUAUUUAUGCUGCAGCAACAGAAAUUGUUGGAAUUUCUGGGACAAUAGGUGUAAUAACAGGAUUAUCACAUGAAAUAUUAGGGUUAACCAUCUUAGCUUGGUCAAAUUCAGUUGGAGAUUUAUUUUCUGAUACGGCUGUUGCAAAAGCCGGUUAUCCUCGUAUGGGUAUUUCAGCAGCAAUAGGUGGACCACUUUUCAAUAUUUUAAUCGGAUUUGGUUUACCAUUUACAAUUGGAGCUAUACAGGGAAAACAUAUAUCACUAAAAUUUUCAACUUUAACAAAAAUUCUUUUAAUUUUUGUGACAUCAUCCCUGACAUUUACACUGAUUUUUGUUCCUUUAAGAAGAUUUAGAAUUGAUAAAGUAUGGUCAAUUUGCCUCUAUUGUUUGUAUGUAGGAUUUCUUGUAAUGGCAUUUCUUGCAGAAGCAAAAAUUAUUUCUUUUUAA